Molecule: messenger RNA, 466 nt
Organism: Gongylonema pulchrum
Lineage: Eukaryota; Metazoa; Nematoda; Chromadorea; Rhabditida; Gongylonematidae
Source: the annotation of a GenBank genome assembly
AUAAAAUUGUUCGUUGCUUUAAGGUGACGAGCAAUUCGAAUGCUUUGAUGAUGCAGUGGGGCCAAUUUCUGGGCCACGACAUGGCUAAGACAACUGCUCUGAACAACCAGGAAUGCGCAUCAUGCGCCUCGAAUCCUAAAUGCGCCAAUUGCUUACCGGUUGCUCGGUCAACGCCACUUUGCGGCUCUGGACACAGCGCACCACGAGAACAGUACAACGAAAAUACCGCAUACAUCGACGGUUCAACAAUAUAUGGUUCAUCAGAUCUGGAUCAGUUUCUGUUCCGACAGGGAGCAUUCAUGAAAACGAAUGUUAUUCGAAGUCGAGUAUUCCCACCGAUUGAUAGCAAUCAAAACAUUAUUACCGGCGAUGAUCGAGCAAAUAUUUUUAUCGGACUUGCUUCACUUCAUGUAUUAUUUGUUCGGGAGCAUAAUAGGUACAGUAACUUUGCUGCUCGCCACUGAUG